CGACUCCAUGGAAACGGCCAAGUGGCGUACUAACCGUUAGCCUCCCAGCUAAUGUAGGUUCUGACAACGUUACUGAUCACGGAAAACAUCUGUUCAUCUGGUGUGAAGGGAUGAGUCAAACCCCCGAUGCAAGAGCCAGAGACAGCCAAAUACGGAGGAUCCAGGAAAACAUCACCAAUGUGGAGAAACACUUUGGAGAGAUGUGCCAACUAUUCGCUGCCUAUGUCCGCAAAACAGCCAGAUUACGAGACAAGGCAGACGUUCUGGUCCGGGAAAUUGGCACAUAUGCUGACACGGAGACCCCAAACCUCAAGCGGGGCAUGAAGCAGUUUGCCGACCACCUGGCCAAGAUUCAAGACUACCGUCAAGCCGAGGUGGAAAGACUUGAAGGCAAAGUCAUAGAGCCAUUAAAAUGCUAUGGAGCUGUGGUUAAAAAAAAAAGGGAAGAUCUGAAGGCUACUCAGAGUGCCAAAUACAGAGAAGCCAGACAGAUGGCUCAGCUUGAGAAGACCAGACUGAGAAACCCAUCGGACAGACAGAUCAUUAAAAACCUCGGUACGUGCUGUGUUUUGUCAUCUAUCAAAUGUGAAUUUUCUCGUCAUCAGGCUGAAACCGAGCUUCAGAGAGCCACCAUGGAUGCUGCACGGACCACAAAGCAGCUGGAGGAGACCAUAGACGACUUUGAGCGACAGAAGAUCCACGAUAUCAAGAAAGUCUUCGGUGAGUUUGUAUUAGUAGAGAUGUCCUUCCACGCCAAGGCUUUGGAGGUCUACACUUUGGCCUUCCAAAGCAUUCAGAGCGUGGAUGAGGAGGCGGACCUGCAGGUGUUCAGGAAUUCGCUGCACCCCCCUGACUUCCACUCACGCUUAGACAUAGUCCGAGCUAAUUCCAAAACAUCUCUCGAUCGAACCGGGUCCUACCUGAGUACAUCAGGGACCGCACAGCAACAAAGAGCUAGCAGUAGCCUUACAAGAAGAGGGGAGGAGGAAGAGGACGACGAAGAGGAUGAAUCUGAAGAGGAGGAAGAGGAUGAAGAUGACGAGGGCACAGAAGAUGAACAUUAAGCUCUUUAAAUGAGGCUUUUAUUAUAUUUCUGUGGUGGCUUUUAGUGCAGGACAGAAGCUAUGAAAAGUGUGUAAAAACUGUGUCACUGCAAUAACCCCAUCACGAGGUGCAGGGGCAUUAUGGGUGGAAAGCCUUGUGAUCUUUUGAUGUUUUAUAAGAAACAUUUUUUUUGUUCUACGAUUUUUAUUCCAGCUAACCAUUUUAAUAAUAUUUUUUUAUAUGGUGUAUAAUCUCAAAAUGUGUAUCUGGUUAUCAUUUGUGUUUUAUAAUAGUAAUAAUAAAACAUUGAUAUGCUUUGCUCUGCUGUAUAAGUACACGGUGUACCUGAAGUCGGUUUGCAUUAAAAAAAAAAAAGCCUGAAAA
Cololabis saira (Pacific saury) is the source of this 1428-nucleotide messenger RNA. RefSeq names its product CBY1 interacting BAR domain containing 1 (gene cibar1). The coding region runs from base 111 to 1064 and encodes 317 amino acids. Gene Ontology annotation, biological process: cilium assembly. NCBI's taxonomy places the organism in Eukaryota, Metazoa, Chordata, Actinopteri, Beloniformes, Belonidae. The record is from RefSeq and is a predicted model, not a curated record. The transcript is spliced from 8 exons. Gene Ontology annotation, cellular component: ciliary basal body; ciliary transition zone.